Saccoglossus kowalevskii is the source of this 3337-nucleotide messenger RNA. RefSeq names its product branched-chain-amino-acid aminotransferase, cytosolic-like. Gene Ontology annotation, biological process: L-leucine biosynthetic process; L-valine biosynthetic process. The record is from RefSeq and is a predicted model, not a curated record. Gene Ontology annotation, molecular function: branched-chain-amino-acid:2-oxoglutarate transaminase activity. NCBI's taxonomy places the organism in Eukaryota, Metazoa, Hemichordata, Enteropneusta, Harrimaniidae. Gene Ontology annotation, cellular component: mitochondrion.
AUGGCUGCUGUCAUCCGACUGCCCUAUCGACUUGUUAAACCAGUUAAACAGUUGUUUGAAGGAAUGAAAGCAUACCGGGGUGUAGACAAUGUAAUAAGAAUGUUCCGACCUGAUCUAAACAUGAAAAGAAUGAAUGAUGGUGCAACAAGAGCAAGUCUUCCUAACUUUGAAGGAAAAGAAUUUAUUAAGUGCCUGCAGAAACUAAUAAGCAUCGAUAAAGAAUGGGUGCCAUAUUCAACAUCGAGUACAUUGUAUAUACGACCUACAUUUAUAGGAACAGAGCCUUCUUUAGGUGUGAAUAUUUCCGGUAAGGCUUUACUGUUUGCAAUUCUGAGUCCUGUUGGUCCCUACUUUCAAACUGGCUCAUUCAGCCCUGUUAAAUUAAUGGCAGAUCCAAGGUAUGUCAGAGCUUUUAAAGGAGGACCAGGAGACUGCAAAUUAGGAGGAAAUUAUGCACCAACAAUUAUGGUACAACAGGAGGCAGCUAAGCUUGGCUGUCAACAAGCACUGUGGCUAUAUGGCGAUCAACACCAGUUAACAGAGGUUGGUACGAUGAACAUUUUUAUGUACUGGAAGAAUACACAAGGAGAAAUAGAGCUAGUUACCCCACCUUUAGAUGGUCUUAUUCUUCCCGGUGUGACCAGAAAAAGUUUAUUAGAAUUAGCAAAGAAAUGGAAUGAGUUUAAAGUAACUGAGAGGACAUUUACAAUGGCUGAUGUAAUGAAAGCUUUGAAAGAUGGCAGAGUUUUAGAGAUGUUUGGUGCAGGUACAGCGUGUGUGGUGUGUCCAGUGGGUAGUAUUCUGUAUGGUGGUCAGACAUUAGAAAUACCUACUAUGAGUGAAGGGGCACCAAUUGCCAGUAGAUUCUUUAAAGAACUAACUGACAUUCAGUUUGGUCGAACUAAAAGUAACUGGACGCUGGAUGUAGAGUGAUGAUCAGUAAAUGUGUGGCAUUAUAACUCACUGUAUUGUUAAGCAAACUAAUCAUGGCAAUAUUAAUAAAAUGAACUUAUCCGGGAAAUAUAAAUAUUAACAAUAAUAUGGUGCCCAGUGAAUGCUACUGGAAAAAAAUAUUUUGUCAACGAAUGUAAAUUUUGCGGUUUUGCUUAUUUUUUAAUUGUCUGAAAACUACAGUAAAUUUUUGUGUUUACUCUAAAUACACAUGAAAUGGACAUGAUAUGUGGGUAUUUUGAAUAGUGUUUAAUUUACCCCGGUAAUAGGAAGUGUUCUGGUUUGAAAGAAGUGAUCCAAAUCUUUGAAAGUAAGCUGCAAGGAAAUGUGCCCUGUUGAUUUCACAGCAUUUAUUGUUGCUAUCAAAGAAGAUGAAAUAGUUGGUGCUAAAUGUGUGAAAUAAAUUAACAUAAUAAAUCGUGUGAGACAAAUUUCAGAAAGACGUGACAAAAUCAAAUUUUGUUGCAGUGCACAUUUAAUUAGGAUCCUCAGACAAGUCACAGUGACAUGACGAAAUUGUAGCCGAUCAAGACUCAAUGAAAUUACCUUAAGAUAAAAAUCAUAGCAAUGAAAAGUAAACUAAUUAAAUAUAUAUAUUUAACUUUAAGAUGGUUAUGUUUUGUAUAAUUGCUGUAGCAUUGGUAUAUCAUGCCCAAGUCUUGUUUUUCAUCAACUGACGAGUGUGUAGACAUGCGUACAGCUGUUAGUUUGUUAUAUCUCAACACCACAGACAUACUUAUGGUACCAAGUGCAAUGUCAAUAACAGGGUUCAGGGUGGAAUACUUUUUAGGGGUUAGGAUGAUUUUGAAUUGCCCAAACUGUCUAUUUUCUGUGUACUUUCCGAAAAAAGGGAAUUGGCAGAGCAAUAAAAAACAGUCUAAAAGACUGUUUGGUGACAUCGUCUUUGAAUAUGUUUACAAUAAUUAAUGAAGCUUAUUUAAUCAUGUUGCAAACAUUUCAUAUUCAUCAUUUUGUCGUGUUCACAUAUUUAAUUCGAAACUCCAAAAUAUAAACUCUAUGCAAAAUUUGUUUUCAAGUUGAUCAUGUCAACCACAUUAUUUCUUUCUGACAUUUAUGUUUAUUAAAUCAUAUUACAUACUAGAAAUGCAAUCAUCUAUGCAUGACAAAUCUAGCAAUGCUAGAUCAGAUUAGGUGUUUUAGGAAUGGAUUGUAGGGUACCACUUUGUUUCCGAGUGAAAAUAGGGAAUUUUUUUUCAGAUAUCUUUGCUUGUCUCAUUUGUAUCUAUUGGCGAGAUCAAAAGACAACACUGCAGUCAAAUAAUAACGCUGACAAAGACUGAUUAUAGUAGCACUUGUUAUGAGGCUUGAAGUGAUCAGGCUCGAAACAGCCGUCCAUUGAUCUUGUUCACAAAUUUACCUUAGUAUUGUUAACAUAGGUUGAAUAGUUGUUAUGCUACCAUUAUUUAAUAUAGUUAUUUAUACUUGAGGGCUUUUCAAAAGGUUUAAUGCAUUUACCUUUAAUGCUACUAAAAUAAUAUAUGAAUUUAAUGACUAAAAUUUGUUUGGCCAUUGUUGAUAAUUUUGCCUUUUAUACAAUGUAACAUUUUCAUUUUGCCAUGAUAGCAUGUUUAGAAACUCAAUCGUUUUUUUUUUUUUAUUAUUUGUGAAGAUCUCUCUGGUACUGUACAUUUAUUUGCUCUUAUUAGAAGUCAGUCAAAAAUAAUUUGGCUUCUAAUAGAGUCAAUAACAUUAUUCGUUUAUGGUCAAUUGUAAAUUUGAUAUGAUGGGGCAGAGUUGGCGCAUAGUCAACAGGCAGGGCUGUGUAACCUCAAGUGAUUUUGUGUGGUCUUAUGUCGAAACACUGAUUAUUGUUUUCAUUGUUUCAAAAAUAAUAAUAUUAUUCACCUGGUGUUUAAUUAUGUUUGAGUGUGUUCAAGUUGUAACAUUAACCCAACUUACUGGUAACAUGUUUCUAAUUACUGUACUGUGAAACCAUCACAACACUGGCCAAAAAUGGGUGUGAAUACUUGAUUAUACUUGUUUAUGUGAAAACUUAGACAUUAUGAUUGAAGUUGAGAAAUGUUUCAGAUUGGCAUUUGGAUUGUGUUAUUACAAUCAUAGAAACUGUUUUCACAAAAUAGCAGGUGACAAGGGAGUUUCAGAAAUGUAUUAUUUUCACACAUUUCAAGAAAUUUGAUAUUGCUGGAUAUAAUGCACAACUCUUAUACAUAAAUAACUAAGGUUGCUCAAAUAUUGAUCCUGCACGAGUUUGCACAAGAUUAUGGAAAUUUUCAUGCUGUAAUGAUUUCUAUCCGCAGAUUCAUGGCCUUUAUUUUUAAUAGGUGUCUAUUCAACACUGUAUAUUGUAAAGAAAUCCUUAUGUGGUGAAGACGUGUAAAUAAAAUUGCUGUGUGGUAUUUUGAAA